This is a messenger RNA of Ostrinia nubilalis (European corn borer), 1692 nucleotides long. It is a transcript of the gene Cow, whose product is annotated as proteoglycan Cow. Gene Ontology annotation, molecular function: calcium ion binding; collagen binding; extracellular matrix binding. Gene Ontology annotation, biological process: anatomical structure development. Bases 1 to 1692 code for a protein of 563 amino acids. Lineage: Eukaryota; Metazoa; Arthropoda; Insecta; Lepidoptera; Crambidae. The transcript is spliced from 9 exons. The record is from RefSeq and is a predicted model, not a curated record.
AUGCGAGCGCGAGGCUGGGCGUGUGCGGCGGCGGCGGCGGCGCUGCUGGCGCUGGCGGCGGCCGCGGCGCGCCGCGCCGACCAGGACUUCGAGUUCGACGACGACGCGGUGAGCAGCCCGCCUCCUCCGCCGGCCUGGCGCCGCCCGGGGCCCUUCGACUUCGCUGCGGCCUCGGGGGCUCAGGGACAGGCGUUCGGCGCGGGUCGAUUGCGUGCGCAUUUUGCCAAACAACGCAAUUUAGACUUGAAUGGGGAGCAUAAUUUGCAUACAAAACAUUUAGAUUACACUGAGGCGGGCGGCGGCGGAGGCGCGGGCGAUGCGGGCCGCGCGAGUGAUGCGGGCCGCGCGGGCGACGCGGGCCGCGCGCGCCGGCCGCGGCGCUACAUGUACGACCCACACAAUACGUUGUGCCAGUCACUGGUGUGUAAGCGUCGGGAUGUUUGUCUUCUGAAAGAUACUUACACGGCAUUCUGUGCCAAUAAGAAGGAGAUACUACGCAAAGGCGACGUGAUAGUGGCGCAGACGGUGAGCGCGUCGGAGGAGACGAGCGGCGGCUGGGCGCGCGUGGACGACGAGGACGUGUUCUACGACGCCGGCGCCGACGCGCCCGAGCCCGACGCCGACGCGCCCGACCGGUGCGUGGGCUGCCCGGUGCGCGCGCGCGCCGAGUUCCUGUGCGGCUCCGACAACCGCACGUACUCGUCGCUGUGCCGCCUCGACCUGCACAACUGCGUGCGCCGCGCCGCGCGCCCCGUGCGCCUCGCCUGCCGCGGCUUCUGCCCCUGCCGCGAGCCGGAGCGCGACUGGCGCAAGGGUGAGCGCGACCGCUCGCUCGGCGGGACGCCGGUCACGCCGGAGCGCGGGCUGACGGACGUCGCUGACGCACGCUCGUUGUCCGCAGGGCCCGGCCGCGAGCCCCACCGCGGCACGCACGCGCCGCCGCGCGGCCUGCGACGCCAGCGCGGCCGCCAGCGCGCCUCCAGGCGCAACUUCGACGAGUAUGAAGAUGAGUGGCGCCGCCGCAAGCAGGAUCCGGAGCACAACGAGGUGCUGCCCGAGCGGCCGGCGCGGCGCCGCCAGGGCUCGGAAGGCUGCGCGUUGGAUAAGAUGGCCAACAGACUGCUGGAUUGGUUUUCGGUGCUGAUGGAGGAGGCCGGUGCCACGGCGGGUCCGGAAGACGGGUUUCCGAGCGACUGCAAACCCGAAGUGCGUUGGAUGUUCGCGCACCUAGACACGGACGGCGACGGAGUUCUUUCGGCGACAAAUCUCUAUUCUCUGAGGCACGACGAGCGCGAGCGCUGCCUGCGGCCGUUCCUGUCGUCGUGCGGCGGCGCGGACGGCGCGGACGCAGGCGGGGUGUCGCGCGCGGCGUGGUGCGGCUGCCUGCGGCGCGCGGCGCGGCCCUGCGCGGCCCUGGCGCGCGCGCACCCCGCGCCGCGGCCCGGCGCCUACGUGCCGGCGUGCGACGCGCGCGGCUUCUACCGGCCGCGCCAGUGCCACGCGGCGCUCGGCGUGUGCUGGUGCGUGGACGCGCACGGCGCCGAGCUGCCGGGCUCGCGCACCAAGGGCGCGCCGGCCUGCGGGCCCCGCGCGCGCCCGCCGCGCCCGCCCGCGCCCGCCGCGCCGCCCGAGGGCGCGCCCGCCGACGACGAGGACGCGCCGGGCAGCGGCGACGCCGAGCUGCGCUUCUAG